AUAUUAGUAAUGUAAAAUAGAAUACAAAGAGAGGAGUGGAGGAAAGUACCCUUCUGCAAUUGUUGUUUUAUGGUUCUAUAAGAGUUUCAGGCAAUGUUGUGAGAGGUGAGGAGGGCUAUUACCUUGGCGGACUUCCGUUCCUCCUUGAAGCUGUAUCAUCUGGUAAAUUGUUCUCAAUGACUCUAGCUGCUCAAGCCAUUGGGUUGCUUGGGGUUGCUAGAAGAGUUCGGCAUAUGCUUGUAGACUUGGGGGCUAUUCCGGCACUCAUUCAAUUACUACGUGGCAUCAUUGCUGGUAAUGUUCUUGGUAUUAUCUCAUCUCACUUUGACUAUCUUAGGCCAGUAGUUCAAGCUGGUGCAAUACCUAUGUAUGUGGAGCUGCCUAGAGAACCUGAACCCCUUGGGAAAGAAAUUGCAGUGGAUGUCUUUUGUGUACUGGCCGUGGCAGAGGAGAACGCUGUGUUGAUUGUGGAAGAGCUGGUGAGGAUUCUCCAGGGCAAUGAAGAAGCAGCAAAAUCUGCAGCUGUAGAUGUCUUGUGGGAUCUUUCAGGGUACAAACAUUCCAUUUCAAUUGUGCGAGAAUCGGGUGCUAUUCCACUUCUAACUGAGCUUUUGCGAAAUGGGAAUGGUGACCUUAGGGAGAAAGCUGCAGGAACCAUUGCACAAUUAAGUAAUGAAGGAGUGAACAGGGAAGCUAUGGUGGAAGCUGGUGCUAUACCAGUCCUGAUUGAUCUGUUGAGAGGUGAUUCAGAAGAGGAACUGAGGGAAUAUGCUAGGCAAGUUCUGAAAUUUGCAGAAGACCUGCUUUACCAUGAGAGAGUUUCUGAAGCUUUUGAUACCCCUUCAUUCCUGGCCGUACAAGAGAGGUUAAGCAGAAUCCGGGCUUCUGAUGAGCACAUGGUCAGGUCUAUGAGACUGAUAAGUGCUGAACAAUGCACAUCGGACCCAGAACUAAUGUGACUCUUUUGAUGGUAUUCUAUCAGAUGUUAUUGUGCUGUUACAGGUUCUUCGUCGUUGUUUGUUUUUCAUCUUGUAACUUUUUUUGUUUGAUUUCAUCUCUUUUAAUGAAGAAGAUUUUGACGA
Messenger RNA from Phoenix dactylifera (date palm), 1082 nucleotides. RefSeq names its product ARM repeat superfamily protein. NCBI's taxonomy places the organism in Eukaryota, Viridiplantae, Streptophyta, Magnoliopsida, Arecales, Arecaceae. Gene Ontology annotation, molecular function: protein binding. The record is from RefSeq and is a predicted model, not a curated record.